AUGGAAAUUGGAAAAGAUCCAACUGGUCCAUUUGAAAAAGGUUGGGGUGAAGAGUAGGCAAAUGUAGAAAUGUUCAAAGAUGAAUUAACCGGUAGUAAUACAGAAAUUGAACUAGUUGAAGUUCAUAAUGAUUUUGAAAGGUUUAAUAAUGUAAAAUUAAAAAAAUUAAAUAAACGAUGACUGUAUAUACGAAAUAUUUUUUUGACAUAUUCUUUUCAUUACGCGGCGCGAUAGCGAUACCAUUGAUGCAAUUGUUAUUAUUUCGAAGGUUUUCCCAGAAAAAUAAGGCAAAGUUUAUUUUACCCAAGAACUACAAACUUACUAAGGGAGUAGCAAGACAAUUGCCGUUUAAAACUGCAUUUUCUAUAUGGUGGAAAUCAUUAUCAAAAAAUAGAUUGCAAGAAUUGCAAGAUGAAUUAGUUGAGUUGAUGGUUCCCACGGGAUCGAUUGAGAACCAAAAUAUAAUCAAAGAGAAUAAAAACGUUAAAUUAGACGAAAACGGGAAUUAUAUUAAUGAAGUUGGUUUCAAAGUCAUCAAUAAUCCAAAAGGGAUAACUAAACAUUGUGUUUUUAUUCAUGGUUAUGGAGCAAGUUUGGGUUGUUUUGCCAGAAACUUUCAAAUAAUUACUAAAUUUCGAAAUCCAAAGUCAAAUUACAAUUACCACAUCCAUUUUUUAGAUAAUCUAACCUUUGGUUUAAGCUCAAAUCCCAAAUUGCAAAAUUCAAAUAUUUCACGUUGGAGAAUUAAACCAGCUUGUAAUUUGAAAUUGAUAAAUGAUGAACCAACUGAAAAAUCUAAGUUAUAUAAGAAGUAUUAUAAAUUGAUUGAAGGGUUUCAAAUUGCUCCAAAAGAAUUCGAAGAGUAUCAGGAAUAUUUCACUCCAAUUUUACAAGAUUUAGAAACAUUUUAUUGUGAUGGGAUAGAUCAAUGGAGAAAGAAUUCGGGUAUAGAUAAGAUAGAUUACUUGGUUGGUCAUUCAUUCGGUGCUUAUUGGUCAGCUUCAUAUUCGUUAAGAUUUCCCGACAGUGUUUCAAAUUUAAUUUUAUUGUCACCAGUUGGUAUGGAACGUCAUGUAUUAGCUAUUACAAGUAAUGAACAAGCAUUGGUCCCAGAAAUACAGAAACCAAACCUAGAUCCAACUUCAUACAAAUUUUUGUCAAGAUAUCCUAUUUUAUCAAAUAGUCAAAUAUUAAAAUGGUAUUGGAAAAUUCCAUUCUUGCCUCGUAUACUACCAUUUUUAGGUCAUUGGGGAACACAAAUGUAUUUUAGUUUAUGGAUGAAGAAAUUAUUAAAGAUUAAUAAGUUGAUUGAAAAACAUGGAGGUCCAGAAAUGAUAUUCAAAAGUAACAAUGAUUUGGUGUAUGGAACUAAAAAAGAGGUUGAAUUAAUCAUUGAAUAUUUAUAUAAUUCAAUAAGUACAGGUACAACUUCAGAUAUAUAUAUCAAAUAUUUAUUGACUCCAGCAACAGUAAGUAAAUGGCCAUUAUAUGAUAAAUUUGUAAAGAAAUUGGAAACAAAUCCCGAUGAAUUCAAAUUCAAUUGUCAUAUAUUUUACGGGCAAUAUGAUUUUAUGAAUUCCGAAGCUGGUUAUAAAUUGAUUAAGUUAUUAAAUGAGAAUAUUGAUAAUGGUAAGAAAUUCACAUAUAAUGAAAUUUUGGAAGGUGGUCAUAAUUUAUACAUUGAUAAUCCAUUUGACACCAAUCAAGUCAUAUAUGAAAUUGCAAUGAGUGAAGAAAAAGAAUUAGUAAAGUCGGACGACUAA
Molecule: messenger RNA, 1763 nt
Organism: Insectozyma verbasci
Lineage: Eukaryota; Fungi; Ascomycota; Pichiomycetes; Serinales; Debaryomycetaceae
Source: the annotation of a GenBank genome assembly